Danaus chrysippus (African queen) is the source of this 8385-nucleotide messenger RNA. Lineage: Eukaryota; Metazoa; Arthropoda; Insecta; Lepidoptera; Nymphalidae. The record is from the annotation of a GenBank genome assembly.
AUGAAAGUAAAGAUAUGCAUUCCAAAUCUCAUUUUAUCGUAUGGCGUCCUAUGGGUUCAGUUGGCAAGUAAUGAAGUGCCACUAUGGCUAGGUCUGGCUGCGCCAUCCUCAUUUCUAUUUGUGUAUGGUUUGACACAAUGUUGGUUCAGAGAGGCUGCGGAUUCUUGGGGUGGACCAAUGGGUUAUCGAGUGAUGGCUGCCAUCGGACUAUUUAUAAUUGUCAUAAGUUUGAUUAUUUGUGCCUUCAUUCCUCUAUACUUUCAACCGGUCGUUUAUGGAAUAUUUGGAGGUUUUGGAGCGUCUUUGAUUUCCACUCAAGUUGAUGCAGUUUUGUACGAGACUUACGACUCUCGUCUAGGACUCGUAAGGGGCAUGUGUUAUACUGGGCAGGCUGUUGGACAGUCACUUUUCCCCCAUAUUUUGUUUGUUCUCACAAACAUAUAUGGCUAUGCCUAUUCUUAUAUUAUACUUGGAGGUAUCAUGCUGCAAACUCUGCCCGCUAUCUUGAUACUGAAGGUAGAUGAAACAAAAAAAUACGCCUAUUUUUCUAAUGAUAAAGAGUUGUCACAGACUUUAACAUGUUAUAAAAAUGAAGGUAUUGAUAAUUUGUUCGGCACUGAACUGCAACUGCAUAGCUUAACAAAGAAAUGCUGGAAAAGUCCAUCAGACGAUAAUUUACAUCGGGUAGAUGAGUUUGAUUGUGAUGACGGUAAUGUUUUGGAAACUAUAACUCCGCCGCCCAGUCCAGAAGAGAAGAGAAGAAAUAUAUUUGGUGUUGAAAUCCUUCCUGAAAUUCCAGAAGAAAGUGAAACUGAUGAAAUAAGCAUCUCAGAACUUAGUUUAAGUGUAAAUAAGAAACGUUUAAGCAACGCUAUAAAAAGAUUUAGUACUUUGGGAGAUAAUAUAGACGAAUGCAUAACAAGCCAAGGGAGGAAAGAUUCUUUAGGAAAUAUUGAAGUAAACGAAAACACUGAAAUAGAAGUGACUUACGAGACAAUAGAACCUAUAACGGAUAUUCAAACGGAGAAGCUCUUUAAUUCAUUUGGAUUUAGAAGUCGAACGACAUAUACUAAUCUGAAAAGAAAAUUCUGGAUACCUUCUUAUAAACUAUACAGAGCUAAACGAAGAGUUACGUACCUGAUAUGCACUAUAAACGAUACAUUUUUGAAACCCCUUACUAGAUCGUUAUCUUGCGGAGCAUUUUAUCCAGCCUUAUUACUUAAUUUCACCAAAUUGAGUGUAACUGUUCAAACAGUGCUUAUGCCAGUGAUUGCAUCACGAAUGCAUCCAAAUAUACCAGUACUUGAGGCAAAUUUUCUCAUUUCAUUACAAGGCUUUACUUGGAUAUGUUUCGCAGUAUGUACACCGUGGUUAGUUCAGACAAAGAGGAGCAAUUACAAAUAUAUAACAGUCUGUGGUCUAGUCAUAUCAACAAGUGCUUGUUUCGUUUUCUUGCGAGCUGAAAACCUGGACCUUUUCUCCAUUGGUUAUGUGGUAGCUGGCUUCGGAUAUGGAAUUAUAAUAUCAAGUUGGGAGAAAACAGCGCACGAACUCGUCGGAACUCGGAAAUGGGCAAAAAUUCAUAGUACUUUAGAAACUCUAUCUGCUUCUCUGAUAGCUCUAUUUUGUGUAGGGCUCUUUUAUUUAAUUUUAAUGCUGCCGUGCGUAACGUGUUCAAAUAUUGACUGCAAUGGAAAAGCUUUUCACUGCGUGAAUUCGACACAUUUCAAGAUAUGCGUUGAUUUUGGUGGCGGAAUAUCGACGACUGUGGACGAAUAUUUAAUUCAAUGUCCACAAGAUACAGUGUGCAAAUCAUAUAAUUUAUAUGAAUGUGAGUAUGAGAAAACGACCACUUCCCCAACAGUGACAGUACAAAGUGAAGUGACGAACGAACUUUUUGAAAGUAUUGGUGUGUCCUUUGGGGAAUAUUCGGAUGUAACAACAGUAUUCCCUUCGAAACAGGAGCAAGGUAAAACAUUGAAUAAAAAUUACGGAAACACAGACACCACAUCUGAAAGGCCUAUAUCUACUUUACCAAGUAAUUAUGUAUUAAAUAAUGUGACUGACGCCAACUUAAAUGACUUAAAUUAUAAUACUACUCUUAAGAGUUUGCAGGAAUUAUUCAUUGAAAAAAAUAUUGUUUCGCCAAAAAAUAGUAAAACAUUGCCUCAAAACAUAAUUCAAUCAGUGACGGAAAAUUAUAAUGAUACGAGUAAUAGUACUGAGACUCCAUUAUUUUAUUCGACCUUACUAGAUAGAGUUUUAAAUGAUAACUUAAUAAAUAAAAAAUUAACAUCGCUAUCACAACAACCAGCUACUUCGAGUGUUUCACUAGAUCUCAAUAUUGGUCUGAAUCAAGACGUAAAUAACUUGAAAAGAACUGACUUAAAUAAUGUGGCCAAGCUUCCGCUUAAGAAUAGUGUUCCAGACACAACUCACAUAGUAGACGAUAAUAACUUCCCAAAUAAAGUUACCGCUCUUAAUGAUCUUAAUUUUGUGACGACGUAUAAUAAUUCUCAAUACAAUAAAUCAGAUUUUGUUACAAAUAGUUACCAGUUAGAAUUUUCUACGAUUGGACCUUCAUCAAUUAGUAGUUCUGUCAAUGUUAGCUCAGAACUAAAUUCAUUCUUUAUAAAAACAACUGAAACCUAUUAUACAGAUGAAGCAUUACAAAUAAAUAUUAAUAAGGCUAAGAAUAUGGACCCUCUUCAGAAGUUAAAGGAAGAAACCUUUACUACAACGCCUAUUGAAGACACAACUGAUAAUUUUCUUUCAACCAUGUACGAGUAUAGUAACACAGAAGUUGAUAUUGGAAAACUAAAAUAUACUUAUCCCAAUUUAGAGGAUAGUGAAUUAUUCAAAUUCAACGACAAGCAUAUUGAAAUAUCAACGCCUAGUUUACCAACGUCUGGGAAUAUAAAUAAUAUAACUAGCCAAAGGAAUAUUGUUUUAGAUAACGGUGUAGAUAGUGAUACGAAAAUUGAUUUAUUCUUAGAUAAACAAAACUUCACACACAUUGAUAAAGAACAAACACAUGACAAGGAUAUAUUAAAUUUAAAAAAUUCUACCCAUUCUUUGACACCAUUAGCUUUUUUAAAUGAUACGAAAUAUACAACUUCAGUGGAUACCCAUUUCCUUGAUUACGAAGUUAUGUCGCCUACAGAAGGUGUGACUUUAAGUACAGAAGUGAAUAAUGAAUCCCGAACUUUAUUGUUUAAUGGCUUAGAAAACCUUUACGAAACCAAAAGAUCAGAUAAUGCUUCGUCGUCGUCGUUGUUCCCGAAUAUUACAGUUACAACAGAAACAAUAUCAUAUCGGACGACCAAAGAUGAAAUUUCUAUUACUACUUUGGAUCACUUAGCUAAAGAAACGUCUCCAAAAUUGGAAUCCUAUUCUAAUCCCACAUUGAUUUUGAAUACUACAACCUUUGAUGAAUCUCACGUAUAUGUGACGAUACCGGGUGAAAAAACAACACCGGGGACAACACUAGAUGUGAUCAACGAAAUACGACCAAUUAUUUUGCGUGAUUCCGAAGCAUUAAUGGAAGGAAAUACUUCAAAAGGCUUGACUAACGUGUCCACAGAAUCUAUACAUUAUAAUAAAAUGGAUGUUGAAAAUCAUACUUCUAUGGACAUUCAUUCAAUACCGACUUCGACACCGGUAGAUGUGAUCAACGAAAUACGACCGAUUGCUUUGAGUGAUUCCGACAUAUUAUUUCAUGGAAACAUUUCAAAAAGCUCUACUAACAUGUCCACAGAAUCUAUACCUUAUAAUAAAAUGGAAGUUAAAAAUCAUUCUUCUAUGGACAUUCAUUCAACACCGGCUUCGACAGCACUAGAUGUGAUCAACGAAAUACGACCUAUUAUUUUGGGUGAUUCCGACGUAUUAUUUCAAGGAAAUAUUUCACAAAGCUUGACUGACGUGUCCACAGAAUCUAUACCUUAUAAUAAAAUGGAAGUUGAAAAUCAUUCUUCUAUGGACAUUCAUUCAACACCGGCUUCGACAACACUAGAUGUGAUCAACGAAAUACGACCUAUUAUUUUGGGUGAUUCCGACAUAUUAUUUCAAGGAAAUAUUUCACAAAGCUUGACUGACGUGUCCACAGAAUCUAUACCUUAUAAUAAAAUGGAAGUUGAAAAUCAUACUUCUAUGGACAUUCAUUCAACACCGGCUUCGACAACACUAGAUGUGAUCAACGAAAUACGACCUAUUAUUUUGGGUGAUUCCGACAUAUUAUUUCAAGGAAAUAUUUCACAAAGCUUGACUGACGUGUCCACAGAAUCUAUACCUUAUAAUAAAAUGGAACUUAAAAAUCAUACUUCUAUGGACAUUCAUUCAACGCCGGCUUCGACAACUGUAGAUGUGAUCAACGAAAUACGACCGAUUAUUUUGGAUGAUUCCAACGUAUUAAUAGAAGGAAAUACUUCAAAAAGCUUGACUAACUUAUCCACAGAAUUUAUACCUUACAAUAAAAUGGAAGUUGAAAAUCAUACCUCUAUUAACAUUCAUUCAACACCGGCUUCGACAACGGUAGAUGUGAUCAACGAAAUACGACCGAUUAUUUUGGGUGAUUCCGAAGCAUUAAUGGAAGGAAUUACUUCAAAAAGCUUGACUAAAUUAUCCACAGGAUCUAUACCUUACAAUAAAAUGGAAGUUGAAAAUCAUACCUCUGUUAACAUUCAUUCAACACCGGCUUCGACAACGGUAGAUGUGAUCAACGAAAUACGACCGAUUAUUUUGGGUGAUUCCGAAGCAUUAAUGGAAGGAAUUACUUCAAAAAGCUUGACUAAAUUAUCCACAGAAUUUAUACGUUACAAUAAAAUGGAAGUUGAAAAUCAUACCUCUGUUGACAUUCAUUCAACACCGGCUUCGACAACUGUAGAUGUGAUCAACGAAAUACGACCUAUUAUUUUGGGUGAUUCAGACAUAUUAUUUCAUGGAAACAUUUCAAAAAGCUCGACUAACGUGUCCGCAGAAUUUAUACCUUAUAAUAAAAUGGCAGUUGAAAAUCAUACUUCUAUGGACAUUCAUUCAACGCCGGCUUCGACAACGGUAGAUGUGAUCAACGAAAUACGAACCAUUACAUUGAGUGAUUCCCACGCAUUAAUGGAAGGAAACACUUCUAAAAGCUUGACUAACGUGUCCACAGAAUUUAUACCUUACAAUAAAAUGGAAGUUGAAAAUCAUACUUCUAUGGACAUUUAUUCAAUACCGGCUUCGACAACUGUAGAUGUGAACAACGAAAUACGACCGAUUAUUUUGGGUGAUUCCGAGGCAUUAAUUCAAGGAAACACUUCAAAAAAGUUUACUCAUGUGACUAAAAAAUCUGGACCUUAUAAUAAAAUAGAAGUUGAAAAACAAAUUUCUACUAAAACACCUAUACUGUCCCAAUCUUUAGUAGCAGACGCAGAUGAACCUUAUUCUGAUUCAAAUAUUUUAGAUUUCCCGGUGAAACUGGAAAGUCAAAAAGGCAGUAUGAGUUCUAGUUCAUCCUUUGUUACUUUAGCAUCGACUAACUUUUUCAUUUACAAUACUCUGUCUAAUGAGUCGGCUCUGUACCCACCAGUGUCAGAAAAUGAACAUACAGUUUUGCCUGUUGUUAAUACGAAACGACCAACGACAAACCAGAACGGUUUAAAAUUAAAAGUGGUAGAAUCCAGUAUAAUAGAAAAAAGAGAUAAAAACGAAACUAAGUUGAUAAGAGACAAUUUACCGUUUGUAAAUAGAGAUAAAAUGACAACCAGUUUGACUGAAAACACUUUAAGUAUUAAAUCGUCAGUUAAUGUAAUGAAUUUAAAAUCUACACAAGAUUUUAAGUUGGCAACCCAUAAAAGAGAGACAGCAGUUGAUGAAUUAUUAUCUAUAACUACUCCAGUAGCUGUUCAACAACAUGUAUCAAAAUUUAAUACAGAUGUAUUAAGCGUACCAAAAGCUUUUCAAGUGAAGGGAUCCAGAUUUCCUUCCCCUUUGAGUUAUUCAGAAAAGAACAAUACUUCAGAUAAUGCCACUUUUUCAACAAAUUUGGAGAAACCAAUAUAUUUGUCAGACGUAAACACAAGCUCGGAUGCUUCUGACUUAAAUGGGUCAUUUGAUGUUAUUUCGACAUACCUAAACAAUGACAUUGUAAGAAGUAUUGGUGCCGACAAAUUUAUACAUAAUAAAAACCAAAAUAUUAUUAAAAAUUCAACUGAAAUUUACGAUUCUUUUAAUGUAUUAGAUUGGUCUGAUACAAAAACUGAAAUUAUUAACACCACUAUGGGCCAAAAUUUUUCCGAAACAAGUCCAUCGAUGAAUUCUUUUAAUUUGUACAGUGAUAGAUUUCUCGAUAUAAAUAUUAAAGAUUCAAAUGAGAUUAAAUCCAGUGCUAUUAAUUUAGAUAUAACAACAGAAUAUAGAAUAACGUUUGAUAAUAAUGAGAACCAAAAUGUGACUCAAUAUAAAAAAGAUGCUAUGGUAACCAUUGAUUCGUUAACUCAUAUUAAUUCAAACGUUUCUGCCGUGGAUAAUGUUUUAAUGGCUACAACUAAGACGAGCUCAUUCGAUAAUAUAUAUAAGGUAGUAAAUUUUACAAAGCCGAUUAAAGAAACCAAACUAGUAAUAAAACUACCAAUGUCUAAUAAUGAUAAAAAUUUCGAAGGACAGAAUAUAACUGAGAGUAAUGUAGAAGAAAAAAAAAUUCAAGUAGAAACUAUCUCUUAUUGGAAGAACAACGGUACCGAAAAAAAUAUAUUAACAUCAGUUACUUUUAAUUACCAAAGUGCUUCUUUAAAUUAUUUUACGAACGUCAACGAUUCUGAUCAACGUGUUAUUACAGAAAAAAAUCAUGUAGCCACAGUGGCUAAUGACUAUGAUGUCACAGAGAAAUACCAUGAAAAUGAAUAUAAUAUAGCAAGAUCCGCAAAUGGGCAGCUUCUAACCCAGGUAGAAGGCGUUAAUGUUGAAUAUUCAAACAAAACUGUCAAUAUAUCGCUGAACUCAAACACUACUAUAGCAAUUGAAGAAAAACAUUUUCUGUAUUACUCACUUGAUUCCCCAACAAUUGAAAGUAAUAAUAAAAUGUUCGAUACUAAUCAAACAAAUAAACUGGGUGGCUUGAAUAAUGUUAUAUAUGAUACAAUACAAAAUAAAUCAAUACUCGCUGAUGUUAUUGAUCGCAACGAAAUUGUAAAUCAAUCGCGCGCAGUUCAUACUAAUAAUUCGGUAGAAAGUUAUUUUAAAUCAUUGUCAAAAAUGCAAAUAUCUUUACCAACGAUAAAUGGAACAUAUAAGUUACUAAGUAAUAAUGAAACAACUGACAAGGAUGCAUUAAAGGCCAGCUAUUAUGAUAAUUUAAAAAAUAAUGACAAUAAAUUACUACAUUCGUCUGUGUCUAAAACAAGUUUAAGCAACGAUAUGACAGAUGUACUAUCUACACCAAUCAAUGAAUUAUCCGAAAAAACAUUUGUAGAAACUCAAACUAUAAGACCGUCCCUUCCCUAUGCUGAAUCUACGUUAAAUUAUUUGAAUACUGAGAAAUUAUCGACAGAAUCAACAAGAUUAUUUUUUGAAGUUACCUCAACAGGAACAUCAAAAACAGAGAAUAAAGUAUUAAAUCCUCAAUUAAUACACAGAGAGUUAACCGAUUCUUUGGUUACAACUAAUGUAUACAACAGCGCAAGUACCCAGCCAACAAUUAAUAAAGUUACUGAAAUUAUUAACGAAAAUAAAACAAACAUUUACUCAAAAUCAACUGUUAGAAUAAGACAACCUAAUGAUUAUACUGGCGUAAUAAAAAUUGAAUCCGAGUUUGUAUGUGUCAAACGUGGAAAGUACUCUGAUCGCUUUGAUUGUAAUAAAUUUUAUUUAUGCAUUGGACUUCAUAAACCUCUUAGAGGUGUUUGUCCUCCUAAUACAGUAUUCAGUGAAUUUUUGAAACAAUGCACUAAAAAUGUUGCACAUUGCAUAAGAAAUAAUCAGUUUAAAUGUACGACUACCGGUAGGUUUAAUAAUAUAUUAUCGAACAACAGUUACUUUAUUUGUGUUAAGAAGAAUAUUGGGUUCAUAAGAUUUACAUUACAGUGUCAAAAAGGUUACUAUUUAGAUAAAAGAAAUACAAAAUGUACCCAGGAAUCACUUAGCAUGUCUAAAUCUGAAGAAAAUAAUUCGAAAAAUACAAGCCAAGUAUCUGUCGAAAAGUCCAAAGAAGGAUUUGAUAAAAAAGGUUAUUUCGAAUGUGAAAGAGAAGGUAAAUUUAAUGAUCCAGAGAAUUGUAGGAGAUAUUAUGUAUGUAAAAAAUCUAAAAACUCAACAUUUAGGCGAAAGGUAAAAGAAUGUGACUCCGAUGAAGUGUUUCAUAAAAAGAAAAGGAAAUGUGUAGAUGAAGAAAGCUAUGAAUGCAAAAUAUAA